AUGGCCGCUAAGUCUGAUGGAGCAGCGGUGGCUGUGGAAGAUGACAACCCGCCCAGGAGCCUCUCGGAGCCAGGCCAAGCCACCCCCGCCGCCGGCGCCGCCUCCAUUGCGGCCGCCGGUGCCGCCGCUACCCGGCCACGGCGCGGCCCCACGGGCGGACAGGCGUACACGCUGCUGGACUGCUUCUGGGUACUGUGCGCCCUUCUCGUCUUCUUCUCCGACGGCGCCACCGACCUGUGGCUGGCCGCCGACUACUACCUGCGAGACGACUACUGGUGGUUCGGCCUGACGCUCGUCUUCGUCGUGGUGCCGUCCGCCGUCGUGCAGGUUCUCAGUUUCAGGUGGUUCGUGUACGACUACACGGAGCUGAGCGGCGCGGACGGGGCGACGGGAGCGGUGGGCGAAGCGACCGGCGACGCCGCUUCAGGAACCAAGGACAGCGACCAGCGUGGUGCGGGCGCGGCAACGGGAAACGCGGUCAACUCGACCGCCGUUUCCGCGUCCUCUUGCCCGUCUGCGGCACCCGAAAGAGGCGGGCGACCUCGGAGAUGUUGCACCGUGUGCAUGUGGGUCUUUCAGACGGUGCUCCAUGCCUUACAACUGGGACAAGUGUGGAGAUACAUCCACGCUCUCUACUUGGGCGCCCAGAGUCGUUGGCACAGCAACAGCUCCCACCACCGCUUCCACUGGCGCCUAAUGUUCGAGAGUGCUGACAUCACCAUGCUCCGUCUCUUGGAGGCCUUCCUCAAGUCGGCGCCACAGCUUGUCCUUCAGCUAAGCAUCAUGAUCCACGGAAACGCAGUCCUCCCGCUGCAAGGUCUGUCGGCCUCUGCCUCCCUCGUGUCGCUGGCUUGGAUGAUCGCGUCCUACCAGAAGGUUCUGAGAGACUCACGUGAUGACAAGCUCCCCAUGUCCUACAAGGCCGUCAUCGCUCAGAUUCUCUGGCACCUGUUCACCAUCGGUGCCAGGACAGUGGCCUUCGCCCUCUUUGCCUCUGUCUUCCAGCUGUAUUUUGGAAUUUUCAUCGUCAGUCACUGGUGUAUCAUGACCUUCUGGAUCAUCCAAGGCGAGACUGACUUCUGCAUGUCCAAGUGGGAGGAGAUUAUCUACAACAUGGUGGUGGGCAUCAUCUACAUUUUCUGCUGGUUCAACGUUAAGGAAGGGCCCAGCCGCAUCCGAAUGACCGUCUACUACACCGUGACGCUUGCUGAGAACGUAGCGUUGACGGCGGCCUGGUAUACGUAUCGUGGUCCCUAUACCUCUGACUCCUACGCCCUGAUUGUGGUGUGCCUGGUGGCCUGCAGCUUCGCCUUGGGGACAUUCUUUAUGUUGGUCUACUACUGCUGGCUGCAUCCUGACGGGCCAGUUCUUGGCACAAAUUGGGGCGGGUGUGUGGAUGAGGGGAUAGCUAGUGCAAGUGGCGUGGUGGGCGUGAUCGACGCCUGUCUCACCCCAUCCCAAGGUUCGCAAACAGACAUGGUUAUCACCAGUCCUCCCAGAACUCUCCCUAGGACUAAAGACACGGGUGACAUGGUUCCCGGGGAACAGGAGAGAGACAAGGAACGGGAUCGAGAUAGUUGCCUGCCAGUAUUCCAGGUGCGUCCGUCCCCUUCGUCCUCCCCGGCACUCCUCCACAGAACCUCAUCCUCCCAAGAAGGUCCUGUGAUCCGGAUCGACCUUCCAAGGAAGAGGUAUCCGGCCUGGGAUGCCCACUUUAUUGACCGCCGCCUCCGUAAGACCAUCUUAAUUCUGGAGACCACGUCAGCAGUCAGCCCAAGGAUACAGUACAGAAGUAGCAUGAUGGGCAGUAAAGAGGUGUUAGAGUAUGAGACGACUGUUUAG
Messenger RNA from Nerophis lumbriciformis (worm pipefish), 1842 nucleotides. Lineage: Eukaryota; Metazoa; Chordata; Actinopteri; Syngnathiformes; Syngnathidae. The record is from RefSeq and is a predicted model, not a curated record.